GAAGCCGCAGCGCCUGGUUUGAAAGUGCAGUAACAGUCGGUCAGUCACGAGUGCAGAGGUAGCUAGCUGUUCCUUGUAGCGGCAGGAAAAUAAAUUGACAUUCCACAACAUGACAUGUAAUGUAAUUUCUCCGGGUCUUGGGGUGCUGUCCGAUGAUGAAGAUUCUCCAGUCUUUGAAUCUACUGCUGCCGAUUGUGUGGCGGGUAUCCGUAAAGAUCUUCUUGAUGAUUUUUCGUGCAUCUCACCAGGACUAGGACACGCUUCUCUGAUCUCCACCAAUGAAAGCAGUGAUAAAGUUAUGGUAUAUGUCAGGAUUAGGCCAUUUGUAGAUGGUGAAUUGGAGAAAAAAGAAGAGCAGGGUUGUGUUGUGGUAGAGGAUCAGGAGACUUUGGUCUUACGAGCUCCUAAAGAGUCUUUUACAAUGAAAAACACUGAACGUGGGCAGGGCCAGAGUGUACACAAAUUUACAUUUUCUCAGAUUUUUGCUCCAGAUGUUGACCAAAAGCAGUUUUUUGAUGGAACUAUGAGGCACGUGGUAAAAGAUGUCUUAAAUUGUCAAAAUUGGCUGGUUUAUACAUAUGGGGUGACCAACUCGGGCAAAACAUACACUAUACAAGGGACUAGCAAGGAUGGUGGUAUUCUUCCUCGCUCCAUAUCCCUCAUUUUUAACAGUGUACAAGACCGUCUGUAUAAAAGUUCUGAUCUCAAGCCCCUUUCCAAUGAGGUUAUCUGGCUGGAUAGCAAACAAGUGCGCCAAGAGGAGCUGAAGAAAAUCUCUGUGCUCUCUAAUUUGCGCGAGGAACAACCUAUGAAAAGUGGCGGCAAUGACUCUCAGUUGCGAGCUGGCACUAGCAUGAGCUUUGACAGUGGUAUUGGUGGGUUGUCUUGUACAAACCAUGGUAACCAAACCAGCAUUCAGCUUGAAGAAACUACUUCACACUGGGGACCUCAAGAUGCUAUUUCACUCCAGGACCCUGCUGAUGCACAGAUCUCGAUUUGGGUGUCGUACUUUGAAAUUUACAAUGAAUUUGUGUAUGAUUUAUUAGAACCAUUGCCCUCUGCGCUACAUCGCAAAAGAACCACACUAAGGUUAUGCGAGGACAGGAAUGGAAAUCCUUAUGUUAAAGAUCUAAACUGGAUCAACGUUCAAAGCGCUGAUGAAGCAUGGAAACUGCUGAGGGUUGGAAGAAAAAAUCAGAGCUUUGCGAGCACCCACCUUAACCAAAAUUCCAGCCGAAGUCAUAGCAUCUUUUCUAUUCGGAUUCUCCACUUGCAGGGCAAUAAUGAUUUCACUCCAAAGAUUAGUGAACUAAGUUUCUGUGAUUUAGCUGGAUCUGAACGAUGCAAAGACCAGAGAAGUGGUGAUCGUCUAAAGGAAGCAACAAAUAUUAACACAUCUCUUCAUACUCUGGGCCGCUGCAUCGCUGCACUGAGACAAAAUCAGCAAAACAAGCUGAGGCAGAAUGUGGUCCCAUUCAGGGACAGUAAAUUAACCCGUGUCUUUCAAACAUUCUUCACCGGGAGGGGAAAAUCUUGCAUGAUUGUAAAUAUAAAUCAAUGUGCUUCAACCUAUGACGAGACCCUACAUGCCAUGAAGUUCUCCUCUAUUGCAAGCCAGUUAGUCCAGGCACCACCAAUGAAGGUGAAUCUUCCAACUAUUCAGUCCCUCAUUAAAGAGAGUAGCGUGCUGGCUAAUCGCAGUUAUACGGAUGAUGAAGAUGUCGAAGAGGGAUCUGAUGAGGAAGACGGCAGUGAAGUGGAUAUCGCCACCUUUAACAGAGAAGAACUGCUGCAGGUUAUUGAAAGUCUGAAACAACUUCUGAUUAAAAAAAGUCAAGAAAAUCUUGACAUGGAGGGAAGAAUCAGGAAGGAAGUCUGUAAUGACAUGAUGGAAAUCAUGCAGCAGCAAAAGACUCAGUUCAGUGAAACCAUGGAGGAUGAGCGAGAAUUGCUGGAGGAGAUGCAUGAGGGUAGACUGGAAAACCUGAAGGAAUCACUUACAAACUAUUACAUGCGAGAGCUGGAGGAACGAGAUCAACGAAUUCAGGAACUGGAGGUUGCUCUGGAAGAAGCUGCUAACCAAACCACUUCUAUACCAUUAGAUACCAGCAUGAGCAAAAAGGAAACCACUACUCUCCGUAGGUCUAAGCGUAUAGCAAGCAGUGAACACUCUGAUUUGAACCGACUCAAGCAGGAAAUGUUGGAAUUAAAAGAUGAAUUGCGCUCAAAGAAUGAGGAAAUACUAAAACUUAAAGCGGCUCAAGAACCACCUUCAUCUACCAGAACUUUUACAGCUGAUGUAGAUCGGAAAAUUGAAGAUGGACAAAAGUAUUUUCUGGGCUCUCGUCACAAGUGCACAGAUUUUCAGCACACAAGAGCUCUUUGGAACAUCAGAAUGUUGCGCACAGAAAUUCAGAAGUUUGGGGCCUCCUUACAGCAGGUUGAUCGUGCAUGCUGCCAUACAACUGGAGGAGAGAGGAUGAGACAGGCCCUGGCUGGCUGUGAUGAGAUUUUGUCUAAACAGGAAAAGACUCUAGCAGAACUGCAAAACAACAUGGUUCUGGUGAAGAUGGAUCUGAGGAAGAAAGCAAUUUGCAUUGCCGAGCAGUACAACACUGUGCAAAGACUACAAGGAACAUCUUCUGGCCUUAAACGCAUGGUGAAUAAUGAGAAUCUACAACCGAACCAGAGUUCAGAAAAACGACCUUUUUUCCGCAACCUCCUGUCCAGGACUCCUGGACAAAAAGCACUAGCGGAGAACGGUCCCUAUAGCCGGGUGCUGCGAGCUCGACGAUCACCUGUACUCAAAACAAUUGCGUUUGGUACCAAAUACUGAAUUUUAUCUGCUGCUAAUGGACUCUGAAAGAGCGCUCUAUUGCUGCUAAUUGAGGGCAGUAACUGUAUAUUGCAUUCAUAUCUCAGUAGGCUUUAUAUCCUCUAUAGUGAAGGGACUGGUAUGCCUGUGUGUAAGACUAUGCAGAAGUUGUUUCUAUGUAUGACUGCUUACAAUAUCAUUUAUUUUAUGCCCCUGUUUUAAAAGUAAGUUAAUACACAGCUUGUGGGACGUUUUACAAUUAGUUUUUUAUUUUUUCAUUACAGUUGAAGUGGUUCAUAAGUGCAAUAUUCAUCAUGUAUUUACGCUGUCACAAUAAAUCGCCUUUGUACAGUU
Messenger RNA from Bufo gargarizans (Asiatic toad), 3169 nucleotides. RefSeq names its product kinesin family member 20A (gene KIF20A). The record is from RefSeq and is a predicted model, not a curated record. The transcript is spliced from 20 exons. NCBI's taxonomy places the organism in Eukaryota, Metazoa, Chordata, Amphibia, Anura, Bufonidae. Bases 110 to 2836 code for a protein of 908 amino acids. Gene Ontology annotation, biological process: microtubule-based movement; mitotic spindle assembly. Gene Ontology annotation, cellular component: spindle microtubule; nucleus. Gene Ontology annotation, molecular function: microtubule binding; plus-end-directed microtubule motor activity; ATP binding.